Pedinophyceae sp. YPF-701 is the source of this 816-nucleotide messenger RNA. Lineage: Eukaryota; Viridiplantae; Chlorophyta; Pedinophyceae. The record is from the annotation of a GenBank genome assembly.
AUGGCGGACGACGCGGCCAAGGUCCAGGAGGGUCUGGAGGGGGUUGCUCUUGACGAGGCGUUCGCGACGAAGAAGAAGUCGAAGGCCAACAAGAUCGACCUGACGGACCUGGAGAAUGCAGAGGCCGAGGCGGACACGCCGGCGGCGGACGUGGACCUGGAGGCGGCGUUCGACCUGACGAAGAAGAAGAAGAAGACGAAGAAGAAGGCGCUGAAGCUGGAGGACGAGGAGGAGGGCGAGGGCGACGACGGCGACGAGGAGGGCGAGGAGGGUGCUCCGGCGGACCAGGGCGGCGCGCAGGUGCUCGGCGAGGAGGCCUGGCAGGGCACGGACCGCGACAUCACGUACGACGAGCUCCUCGGGCGCGUGUACGGCAUCCUGCGCGUGCAGAACCCGGAGCUGACGGGCGAGAAGCGGCGGACGAUUCUCAAGCCCCCACAAGUGGCGCGCGAGGGGACGAAGAAGACGGUCUUCACCAACUUCGCGGACAUCGUGAAGCAGCUCCAGCGCUCGCAGGACCACGUCAUCGCGUUCAUCCUCGCGGAGCUCGGCACCUCGGGCUCCGUGGACGGCCAGCAGCGGCUGGUGGUGCGCGGCCGCUUCCUCCCGCGCGCGUUCGAGAACGUCCUGCGCAAGUACAUGAUCGAGUACGUCAUGUGCUCGUCCUGCAAGAGCCCGGACACGCACCUCGACCGCGAGCAGGCCACGCGCCUCAUGUACAUGCGCUGCAACCAGUGCAACGCCAGCCGGACCGUCGCGCAAAUCAAGACCGGGUUCGCCGCGCGCGUCACCUCGCGUCGCUCGGAGCGCGCCUGA